AGGAUUGGCUCUGGACUAAAAUUCUCAAAUUUCAAAAUUUAUAUGAGUUGUAGUCAAAAAUUAUAUGAGUUUACACACUUCAACAAAAUUUAGUGAUUUGUGGAUAAAAAUUCUUUUAUAAUUCGGUGGAUUGUUUUUUUAGUCGGUGGAUUGUUAAUACGUCGAACUUCCAUGAUAUUAAGAUAUCUUAGAUACCGUCAAUUUACAGCCUAGCCGUUGCACCAUUAUUGGUUCAAAUAUAUAUUAAUACAUUUCAUCAAAUAACUAUAUUUGUACCCGCUGAAGUUACUUUGUUUAAGGUCUCGUGAUUUUUAAGUCUAUAUAGUAUAAUAUUAUAUAUAUCACUAUCAUUUGGUAAGCCAGACGUGGUGAUCGAGUUUCAGCACGGAUUCAAUAUAAUACAGUACGAUCCUUACAUCAAUAUUCGUCAUCUGUUAUUUUUGUUUGACAUUGACACCCAUAUGGUCUUAUCCCGUCGAAUAAAAGUCAACUCCCAUCUCUCUCCAGUUAUAAAAAUUGGCAUUUCAUGCCUUAUAUUCAAACAUCUCAGGCUUUUUAUGUUCUUCUCUUGCUCUUUGAUUACCAGUUUAUAAAUAGUAUCAUUAGAUGCCCUUAAUAGGAACUUAUUAUUUACAUGGCACCACCACCACCACCACCAUCACCACCACCGGUUUCUUUAAGGGUAGUGGUCCUUUUCCUUCGGGUUUUAACGGUGGUUUUUCUCGUUAUAACGGUGAUCAUCCUCAGCACCAACAGCGUCACUAUUGACUCUCAAGGAACCGCUUUGAAAUACUAUUUCAAAGAUGUUUAUGCCUAUAGAUACAUGUUCUCAGCCGCCAUCAUCGGACUAGUUUACGCUGUCGUACAACUGUUCUUCACAAUCUCUGAACUGGCCACCAGAAUCAAGAACCCUAUUAAUUAUCAACUCGAUUUUUACGGUGACAAGAUAAUAUCAUAUUGAUUGGCAACUGGUUCGGCGGCUGGAUUUGGAGUGAGCAAAGACUUGAAAGAUGCACUUCUAGCAUUAGUUGCAUUAGAUUCAACUGAUCCUGUGGAUAAGUUCUUCAGCAGAGGAUACGCAUCGGCUAGUAUGCUUCUCUUUGCUUUCGUCUGUCUAGCCGUUUUAUCCGUCUUUUCAUCCUACGCCAUUUCCAAACACUAGUUUAGUUAAGUCUCAUCAUUGUUGAACGUAUACUCUUUUCCAAUGUGAUUUGAUCAGAUAGCUUUGUCGCACUGUUAUGUGUUGGUGCAAUUCUGUAAAUUUGAGAUUGUAUUU
Molecule: messenger RNA, 1276 nt
Organism: Brassica napus (rape)
Lineage: Eukaryota; Viridiplantae; Streptophyta; Magnoliopsida; Brassicales; Brassicaceae
Product: CASP-like protein 4D2
Exons: 3
Source: RefSeq, a predicted model, not a curated record